CGCUGAUAUAACCAUAGAACGCGCGACCACGGGUAGUGCAAAAGUUGCCAAAUCAUUGGUUUGUACUAAUUUGACAGGAUUGGAACGACAAAUGUUGUUUAAAAACAAUAUCAGACUUCAGACAUCUAUCUGGGACACACAGAAAAUUAGCGGGGAAGGCAAGAGAAAAGGAUUUGGCUAUCGCUUAUAGCCUUGCAAUAAUGAAGGCAUCGGGCAAAAUGGCGAAAGAUUUAACGCAGCGACAAGAGCAAAAACAUGUAUUUUUAUCCAUGUUAGCGCUUUCACAAACAUAAACCUGUCGGGUUAGGAUUUUAGGCCUGAUGGAGAAAAUUUUGUUGUUGGCCACACUAAACGGCUUGUGGGGCCGUCUGUUGCACAUCCUGGAAUAGACCAUGGACACUUUCUUUAACACUAGUUACUAGUACAUGCUUUCAAUCAAUAACAUUAGUGUCUCUGACAUACGGCCAAAAUAAGUCCUAAUCACUUUUCUUCAUUGCAGUUUUUAUGUAAAAAUGUCUGAUAAAAACAGCCAACUCAUUGUCGUUCUUGGGUUCUUUUCAACCGUGAUUGUUUGUCAUUGGAGUUUUACUUCGUUGUCGAAUGGAACUAGACAAGUCUAUGUUACACAUUACGACGUGGAACACCAUCGGAAACAAAGUGUUAUGGAUAUUAUUCAACAAGAAAUUCAAACCAUUACUAUGAAGUUGCUUAGGAACUUGACAAUGGAAAAUUACCGAAAAACAAUAUUUUAUGACACGGAAAUAGGAGAAUGCGAUUUGCUCAUUGAAAGACGUUGCUACAUCACAGUAGUUUACUUGGAAACAGUACCAUAUUCUCGAGCGGUAUCGAUUUGCCAGGAUAAAAAUUCAAGCGUCGCUCAAAUACCCGACGAAAUUACUUACAACAGCGUUGUGAAAAAUAUUCGUUCGAAAAUACCGGAUGACUGGAUUUCUACAUCAGUUUGGAUUAAAAGUCCAAUUAAUAAAAAGGUUGGAAUUUAUAUUUCCAUACUUUACAUCGAGUUGUGUAAAGGGACGGAAGCUUGUGGGCAUGGUGUAUAUUCACUUGGCUAA
This is a messenger RNA of Styela clava, 1073 nucleotides long. The record is from RefSeq and is a predicted model, not a curated record. Lineage: Eukaryota; Metazoa; Chordata; Ascidiacea; Stolidobranchia; Styelidae.